Molecule: messenger RNA, 550 nt
Organism: Gopherus flavomarginatus (Mexican gopher tortoise)
Lineage: Eukaryota; Metazoa; Chordata; Testudines; Testudinidae
Gene: POLR1D
Product: DNA-directed RNA polymerases I and III subunit RPAC2-like
Exons: 5
Coding region: 66-410 (114 amino acids)
Biological process (GO): DNA-templated transcription
Cellular component (GO): RNA polymerase III complex; RNA polymerase I complex
Molecular function (GO): protein dimerization activity; DNA-directed RNA polymerase activity; DNA binding
Source: RefSeq, a predicted model, not a curated record
ACUCCCAGAAUCCCUUAGCAGUGUCCGAGGAAGAGGAGGAGAAAGGAAAUUCUUCCCAGGCAGCAAUGGCUGAAGAGGUGGAGAGGAAGCCGGUGCUUGAGAUGGUCCAGGCAGAUGGGACGGAUGGAAACUGUGUCACAUUUGUGUUACAUGAUGAGGACCACACACUUGGCAACUCCCUCCGUUACAUGAUCAUGAAAAACCCUGAAGUGGAGUUCUGUGGUUACAGCAUCACCCACCCAUCUGAAAGCAAAAUCAACUUUCGGAUCCAAACCAGAGGGGGGAUCCUGGCCGUUGAGCCAUUCCGGAGAGGACUAACAGAACUGGUGGACGUCUGCCAGCACGUGCUCAGCAAGUUUGAGGCAAGCGUAAAGGAAUACAAGGCCCAAAGAGAGGCGGAAAUGGACUAGCCCUGCAGCUGCUGGAGUACGGAGUGGACAUGUGUAUAUUGUUCAUGUAUGUUUAAUGCCCCUGUUGAAAGAGGUUUUAUUUUUUUAUGACAAAUCUGAAGCAAAUUGUAUAAUUUCUCUAAUAAAUGCUGUGAGGUUCA